GAGAUAGCUCUGUGAAAACAAUCAAAAAGUGUCAUCAGUGAGCGAUUUCGCAGACGUGCGUUGUUUGAUAAUGAGAAAAACUAACAUGAAAAUGACAAUGCUGCGAGGGUAUGUACUUUUAAACAACUUCAAAAUGGCAAAAUUUGUAAAUAUUUCAUAUUUUCUUCCUUUAAUUYCCCAUUUUCGCUGUUCUCCAUAUAAGGACAUUCAAAACAGAUCCCGGUGAAGCCAAGCGCGCAGUGGUUUCUGGGUAGCACUCGCCGUUCAGUAAUGGCGUCCUCUGAAGUUUACAAAGUAGUGUUAUCUGGCGGAGCUCCUUGGGGAUUUCGGCUUCAAGGAGGUAGCGAAUUCAGGGCUCCUUUAAGGAUAGCAAAAAUUACUCCAGGAAGCAAAGCACAAAAAGCUAACAUAUAUGAAGGUCUUUAUGUACAUGCCAUCAAYGACUGCCCAAGUGAGAGACUCACGCAUAGCGAAGCUUUGAAUAUUGUUAAAAAGACUGGUAAUCAUCUAGAAUUGGARCUUUGCUGGAAACCAGAGACUUUCUCACAACCGACAYCAAGUGGUUCAUACACAACAGAAGACAUCCAAAGUACCCAUGUCAGCAAAGCUACAUUUAAACCCUCCUCUAGUCAGGCRCCUCCUUAUGCUACCCUUCCACGAGGUGGRCCAGGAUGGAGRGAACUGGAUGAAAACUUUAAUGAAACUUAUGCUAGUGAAGUAAAUAGUAAAUCUGAAUGGGACCCUGAAAUAAUCACUAAUGUAAUACGACCUCCUGAGAAAAUCAAACUACACCAAGGAUAUGAAUUUUUAGCYGAUGUGCCAAAAGAUUUACCUCCACCACCUGAAAUGCCUCCGAAAGUGUUUGAAAAGCCGCAGCCAAUUGGAAGAGGUGGCCGAAGAUUUGUGGAUUCUUCAAAUGAGUCUUACGGCCAUCCACCGCUAACAUCCAGCUCCAUCGGAUCAGAAGAGGAUUUUAACAUGGCCAAUGGUGACACYAGUAGUCAGGACUCAGGUCAGCAAAAUAUCAACCAACGUCCAGCUAUGAACCAGUUCAGAAAACAAAAAGUAAAUGCUGAAAUAGAAGCUACCAAAGAACCCAAGCCUUUACCAAAAAAAGUACCUCCCCCACCUCCUGCCAAACCAGAGAGACGUUAUCCCAAUAUCAUGGARGAAGAGAGAUAUAAAGGACCGAGUCGACCUGCUAUCAGAAGAGGGACCAAAUGGUACAAAGAAAUGUUCAAAGAUAUGCAUGCUACUGCUGGAGUCWCGUCAAGUUUAUCAGCAUUGCUUGCUAAUGAUGCUAUAAAAGCUGGAGAYGAGCAUCUUGGUGAUGGACCAGCUGAGGACUUUGUCCACCCAAUGCAAGCCAGACCAGUYGAGUAUGAGCCAGAAUUAUCUGAGCCUCAGCAACGAAAGAUUUCAGCGCCUGUGCAACAAGCAAGGCACCCCCCUCCUGUGCAUAGACCCUCCCUUCCACAAAUGUCCCCCACUUCACAUCUUCCUCCAGGGGGGGCUCAACAAGUACCUCAUGACCAUGUGCCAACUUGGUACCAGGAUAUGGUGAAAGGAGAGAAAAUUCCAACGGAAGAACCUAUUUCUUAUGGAGUGCACCACAGGAAGACUUCAUCUGAUUCAGAUGAAGGAAAGCGUUAUACUGGGCUACAAUCACCUGUCUUUGCCAACAGACCACCACUUUACGUGCCACCACUGUCUAAGUCUGCUGCAGAUCGUAAUGUUGUCAGACCUGUUCCAACUACUGUGACAGUUCAACAAGAAGAGAAAUCAAAGCCUCCAACUGCGACUAGUUUAUAUGAAAAGAGAUUCAGAGGUGGCACUGCUCCAGCAAAUGAGCGCAACAGGUCUGCMUCCGAAGAACUAGGAGUCAAACAUCAACCACCAUCUGAUGAAGAAUUGAUAAGGAAACGUGAGGAAGAAGCUCGUCUGAGGCGUGAGGAAGAGGAGAGAAGACGCAGGGAGGAAGAACGUGAAUUUUUGAGACGUCAACAGGAAGAACAAGAACAAAGAGAACGAGAAGCUGAAAUGAGAAGAAGAAAACAAGCAGCAGAAGCAGCGGCAGCCGCGAAGAAAGCAGCGGAACAUCCRCAGUUCUUUGCUAUGGCCUUGUAUAACUUUAAUGCACAGAGUCCUAAGGAACUGUCGUUCAAGAAAGGAGAUUAUAUCGUYGUCAAACGACAGAUCGACAGAAAUUGGAUUGAAGGAGAAAUCAAUGGAAAAUUUGGAAUAUUCCCAACCAACCAUGUUGAGUUGAGACCCAUUGAUGAUGAGGAAGAAACACAAGAAUCACCUCCUAGUCCAUAUGUUGCUGUUGAAGGAGAAGCUAAAGUUAAAUAUAACUUUGAUGCACAGUCACCAAGAGAGCUGAGCAUUGGAAAGAAUGAAAUUGUAACUCUCACUAGAAGAGUUGACCAAAAUUGGUAUGAAGCCUUUUAUCAAGGAAGAAAGGGAAUCAUUCCAGCUGCUUAUUUAGAGGUACUGCGAGAGCCAGGACUAGCCCAGAAGGGUAGCAUUUCCCCAAAAGCAACAGAGCAACCCAAGCGUCAAGAUUUUGUACAACGCGAAGAACCAAUCAAGCAGAUCCAAACACAACCAGUUUCUCAUUCUCCACAACAAGUUACAGAGAUAAGAAAAACAACAACUACCACUACWUAUGACCAGAGAUCAGAGCAACCUCGAAGCUAUGGCGAACCAAUACGAAUACCAUCACAGCAAAGUCAUUCUCCUCCUCAACCACAAGUACAGUACAUUUAUAGUAAAGAACCUGAACCAGCCGUCCUUCCUGCUCAAUUUGUAGAAGACAAUGAAGUGUUUCCCAUGGAGGGAGAAAGAUAUAAAGCUGCUUAUAGCUACGUACCACAGAAUGAUGAUGAACUUCCUCUGGAAGAGGGAGAAGAGGUUAUAGUUCUGGAAAAGUGUGAUGAUGGAUGGUUUGUUGGCCACUCAAUAAGAACUGGACUAUUUGGAACUUUUCCUGGCAACUAUGUGGUUGCAUUAAGCUUAUGAUAUGAUASAAAUGAAAAAUCAAAUCAAGAAUAUAAAGCCAACAGCAAACUGAGAAACUAUUUUUCUACAAUACAAAUACUCAGCCAAGAAUACAGUUACUCUGAUAUCCCAUGGAAAAACCAAUGAAUUAAACAACAAGAAUUUUACAGGACAAAAUUAUUUUACAUAUUGUAGACAUUCCAUGUUUUUUUAUUAUGUCAGGAAUUCUGUACUCUGCCAUUUUGACUAGCAAUAAUUGGCAUCCAUUGCAUCUGUGUGAUAUCAAAUGUUGAACCAAAUAUUAAUUAUUGUUUGUAUAUGAAAUAUAUAUCCUUCAAUGCUAGAAAAUGAUGUGUAUACAACCAUAUGGUUUUUCUAUAACACGUAAGUCAUCUUUUUUGUGCAUUUAUGCCCUAUACAUGCAUCAAUAUUUUUGAAGAAAAAGGUGUUUGAAAAGCGAGACCCAAAUCAGUAUGUUGCGCCUUAGAACACAUUUGGUAGUUGCUAAGUCAACUAAUCUAUCUUUAUAUUGUAUUAUAUUAACUCGACAUUAGCUGAAAAACUUUUAAUUCUUUUAGGAGUUAUAAUUUAUUGAUUCGACAUUUCAAGAUGGUGGACGCAUUGUUCCCUUGAAAGUACUGAUGCAUGAUAUAAAAUGUUCCCAAAUUCUACUGUUGUGCAUGCAGGAGCUAUGUAACAACUAGUGUUUUAUAGGAACAAAACUCCAAGGAAAUAUAUUAAUUAGAACCAAAUCAGUUUCUGAAAACAAAGAAGUGUGGCAAUAUGAUCCUUUAUUAUCAAUAUACGUAGGCCUAUUUUUAUAUUAGGUUUAUAGUACCGUGUGACACUAGAAUGAGGGCAUUACAUCUGGGUUAUACUUGCAUGUUUUAAAAAAGUCAAGGAGUAAUGGUCAAAUAUACAAUGUACUAAUGGUGCACAUGACURUAUUACUCUUGAGGAAAUUCAUAGGGGUUGUAAUGCCCUACGUCUACCAUAUGCUAUUGCUUGUUUAAUAAUUAUUACUAAUAAUUAUUAUAAUUAUUAAUAUUAGCUGGGAGUCCAUUAUAGAGCCUCAGCUCAAUUAUAUAAAUAACUGUAACUUGGAGAAUUCUACUUUUUGUUGCAGAGCRAAUUUCGUAUGACUGUGUAAAAAACAUGGUACUUUCUUGCUGUGACCGUACCRUGCCGUAGCGGUGAUGUAUUGUUAAAUCUUUAUUUUUAUAAUUUGGAAUCCUMYAAGUUGAAGUUCCRUGACYGUGCCRUGUCCGUGUUGUGAUCCGUGCCUUUGCAYAAUCAUACGAAAUCCACUCUAACUAUCACUGUUCUGAYUUUAGCAAGUUUGUCAGGCUUCCACAUGUAAGUAUCCAAAGAUUGGGUGAAAUAUAAUAGGGGAAUUUUUUUAAUAAUUAUAGUUUUAAAAGUCAUGGGUUUAAACAGGAAAACAUGUAUUUCUGAUAAAGAUUCCCAAAGAAUAUGAAGCUUACUUGAAUGUUUUCCUUUUGAUGCGUCUUGUAAUAAAAUGUGAACACACUAUUUUACAAAAUAAAAGCUAAUAGUUAACUUAAACAAGUUACUUAAUAGUGUUUAUUUUGUAGCAAGUUUUUACUAUGCUAGCAGUAAUCUUAAUUGACUACCAUAGUAAUAAAAUAACAUUAUUGACCAAUAUCAAGCCUUUUUCAGAUAGAUAGGAAUGCAUAGUACCCAAUUUUCAAAAAAACAAGAAAAACUACCAAAAAAAUUCAUAACUAACUAAUAAUAUGAUAGAUUGUACAAAUUAAAGAAAUAAAAUCUGUCUGUUUAGCACUCUGAA
This is a messenger RNA of Exaiptasia diaphana, 4810 nucleotides long. Its product is annotated as SH3 domain-containing protein 19. Gene Ontology annotation, molecular function: protein binding. Bases 271 to 3021 code for a protein of 916 amino acids. The record is from RefSeq and is a predicted model, not a curated record. Lineage: Eukaryota; Metazoa; Cnidaria; Anthozoa; Actiniaria; Aiptasiidae. The transcript has 21 exons.